CUCAAUAAAGCAACGAAUACUCAUCACAAUGGGGUCAAACAUUCCACAGAUGGCUAAUGGCACAAAUAAAGCCACGGGAAAGGAAAAGAGGAAGUUGUGGGCGCAUCCUGACCCAGAGACGACGAGAAUGGCGGAGUUCAUGCGCGGCGUGAACCAGAAGUACGGUCUCAAGCUGAAGAGCUACGACGAUUUGUACCGAUGGUCAAUCAACGCUAUUGGUUCGUUUUGGGGAGAAGUUUGGGAGUUUACGGGCAUCACUGCUGAGAAGCAUUACAGUGAAGUUGUGCCAAAGGCUGCGCCUCUAUUCCCUCGCCCAGACUUCUUCGCCGGCUCUCGACUGAACUUUGCUGAGAACUUGCUCUACCCGGCAAAGCUCAAGAUUGACGAGAACUCCCCAGCAAUUAUCGAAGCGACGGAGACUGGGUCCUCCACCAUUUCUUGGGCUCAACUCCGCUCUCGAGUGCAAAAGUGUGCUCUUGCUCUCCGGUCCCACGGUGUCGUGGAAUUAGACCGCGUAGCUGGCUUCCUAGGCAAUCACGCCAAUGCGGUGGUAGCGAUGCUCGCAGCUGCGAGUAUUGGUGCAGUGUGGACGGGAGUCAGUCCUGAUACGGGGGUCACCGCUGUGCUCGAGAGAUUGGUUCAGAUUCAACCCAAGGUGCUAUUUGUUGAUAAUGCCGUGGUGUAUAAUGGGAAGACGCAUUCGAGUCAUCAGAAAGUGGAGGAGAUCCUCGCUGGCUUGAAAGGGUUAAAAGCCGGUGUUAUAUUUGAGACGGCCAAGGGACAUGGGGUGAAGGUUGAGGGGUUGCAGGUGGGGGAGGGAAAGAUGUGGACUUAUGAAGAGUUUGUGAGGAGUGCCGGCGAUCUCUCCGGGCCACCCAGCUUCGCGCAACUACCACCUUCACAUCCACUAUAUAUUCUUUACUCAUCCGGCACAACUGGCGCACCAAAAUGUAUCGUCCACUCCGCCGCCGGGACACUCAUCCAACACAAAAAGGAGCACAUCUUACACUGUGACAUCCGACCUGGAGACCGCAUGCUCUACUUCACAACCACAACCUGGAUGAUGUGGCACUGGCUUAUCUCUGCUCUCUCUGCCGGUUGCGCAAUAGUCCUGUACGACGGCUCGCCCUUCCAUCCCCAUGGCGACCUCAGUCUGCCGCUUUUGAUUCAAGAUCUGAAAAUCACGCAUUUUGGCACCUCCGCCAAGUAUCUCUCAAUCCUGGAACAAAAACGCAUAUUUCCUAUGCAAGAACCACACAAUCUGGACCUAAGUUCCCUCAAAGCGAUCUACUCCACAGGCUCUCCCCUUGCACCUUCAACAUUCGAAUACGUCUACUCAGCCUACCCAUCCUCCCUAAACCUCGGCUCCAUCACAGGUGGCACAGACAUAAUCUCCCUCUUCGGCUCCCCUUGCCCUCUCGUCCCCGUCUAUCCUGGUGAAAUCCAAUGUAGCGGUUUGGGAAUGGCAAUCGCCGCCUACUCACCUUCUGGUGUCCCCGUCCCAGACGGCGAAGACGGCGACCUCGUCUGCACGGCACCAUUCCCCUGCCAACCAGUCACCUUCUUUUCUUCCUCGUCCCCGGCAGCAGGACAACAGAAAUACCGUGACGCCUACUUUGAGACAUUCCCUGGGGUGUGGCAUCACGGCGACUUUGUACGUUUCGAGAAAGAGACGAAGGGCUUGGUUAUGUUAGGACGCAGCGAUGGGAUUUUGAAACCGAGUGGUGUGAGGUUUGGCAGUGCGGAGAUAUAUAACAUUUUGUUGAAGCACUUUGGGGGGAGGGUGGCGGAUGCUAUUUGUGUUGGUCGAAGACGAGAAAUGGAUACUGAUGAAACGGUCGUUUUGUUUUUGAAGAUGGAGGAGGGGAUGGUUUGUGAUGAGGGGUUGAGAAAGGAGAUUAGUGGUGUGAUAAGGAAGGAGUUGAGUGCGAGACAUGUUCCGGGCGUCAUUGAUGAGUGUUUUGAGAUUCCGGUUACGGGGAAUGGGAAGAAGGUCGAAAUUGCGAUUAAGCAGAUUCUGUGCGGGAUGAAUAUCAAAGUUGGAGCGAGUGUUAUGAAUAAGGAGUGUUUGGAGUGGUACCGGGAAUGGGCGGAGACACAUUGAGUGCACCCAUGUUUUGGUCGGUUUUGGAAGGAGAGCAUCACGGACGGUCCUGUAGCAAUUUUCUGAGAAAGGAACGUACUAAUUCUAGCUGUGUUCCUGGCGAUGAUAUGAAUAGUGGAGCUAGCUCACCAGCUCUCACUCUUCUCCGCAAUACUAUUACCAUCCCGGGGGUAGUCCGUGUGGGAAGUUAGCC
Messenger RNA from Hyaloscypha bicolor E, 2297 nucleotides. Its product is annotated as acetoacetyl-CoA synthase-like protein. NCBI's taxonomy places the organism in Eukaryota, Fungi, Ascomycota, Leotiomycetes, Helotiales, Hyaloscyphaceae. The coding region runs from base 29 to 2104 and encodes 691 amino acids. Gene Ontology annotation, cellular component: cytosol. The record is from RefSeq and is a predicted model, not a curated record. The transcript has 4 exons. Gene Ontology annotation, biological process: lipid metabolic process. Gene Ontology annotation, molecular function: acetoacetate-CoA ligase activity.